CCUCCCGGUUAAAAGAUUUCCCCGCUUAUAAGGAAAUAAAAGCAGGUCACAAAAAAUUGCACAUAAGCAAUAUACAGAAAAAUCCCCGGUUAAUGUGUUCCCCGUUUAAAAGGUUUACCCGCUUAUAACAUUGAAAAUGUGCGAGCCCUUUAAAGAAAUACGUACAAAAAUCCCCGGAUAUAAAAAAGAAAAAUCUGGCUACACUUAUUUGAUUUUUUUCUUUUUUUGCGGUAUGGCAAUCUGUAAAAACAUAUGUUUGUUGAUUAAUGGCGGCAAAUGUAAAAUUUUUGGCAAAAGUGAUGGCUGGUAACAAAAGAAAGACGCUUUCCAUAAAGGAGAAACUUAAAGUUAUCGCUGAAAGUAAAACCAUAUCAAAACCUGAACUGUGUUCCAAAUAUGGGUGCUCUUCAAGUACACUAAAUAAAAUUUUAAGAAACGCAGGCGAAAUUGCUAACAAAUCGUCCACGCGCAAAUUGUCUGCAAAAAGAAUGAAGCAAGGUAAAGAAGCCCAGGUGGAGCAGGCGUUAAUGAUAUGGUUUAAUCAACUGAGAUCCUCUGGAGCAGUAAUCUCUUCAAACUUAAUGCUGGAAAAAGCCAAGCAGCUUGCAGUGAAGCUAAAAAAAGAUUUUACGCCAACGCAAGGAUGGCUCUGGCGAUUACAGAAGCGCAAUGGCAUUCAGUUAAGAAAUAUUCACGGCGAAGAACGCUCCACUGAUAAGGAAAAUGCAGAAAUAUUUCUGAGCACAACUCUUCCACAUAUUAUAGCGAACUAUGAUCAGGUGAAUAUUUUCAAUGCAGACGAAAGUGCCUUGUUCUUUAAAGCAUUGCCGCAAAAAACGCUUACACAUAAGGGACAAACAGUGAAAGGGUUCAAGACCUCUAAGGACCGGCUAACGCUUUCUUUUUAUUUGCAAUGCCACGGGAGAAUUUAA
This is a messenger RNA of Bactrocera dorsalis (oriental fruit fly), 932 nucleotides long. RefSeq names its product jerky protein homolog-like. Bases 267 to 932 code for a protein of 221 amino acids. Lineage: Eukaryota; Metazoa; Arthropoda; Insecta; Diptera; Tephritidae. Gene Ontology annotation, cellular component: nucleus. The transcript has 2 exons. The record is from RefSeq and is a predicted model, not a curated record. Gene Ontology annotation, molecular function: DNA binding.